AUGCAUCGCCAACGUCCCAUAGCUUGUCUCUUCAGCCACCUCUCAAGGCCCCUCACCAAGCCCGUGCCCCAGCAUAGCACGCACCUAAGGUCCCUCGGCUCCACAUCAGCGCGGAUGGCCUCCUCAUCGCGCAAGCAGAACUCGCUCCCGGCGGCCUACUACCGCGGCGGGACGUCCAGGGCAGUCUUCUUCAAGCAGGAGGACCUGCCCAGGAGCAGGGAUGAGUGGGCCGCGCCGUUCCUGGGCGUGAUCGGGAGCCCGGACCCCAACGGGCGCCAGCUCGACGGCAUGGGCGGCGGCAUCUCCAGCCUGUCCAAGAUCUGCGUGGUCGGCCGGCCGACGCGCGGGGACGCCGACGUCGACUACACCUUUGUCUCGCUCGGGGUCAAGAACACGCACGUCGACUACUCCAGCAACUGCGGCAACAUGUCGUCGGCCGUGGGGCCGUUCGCCGUCGACAGCGGGAUGGUGGAGGCGCCGGAGGGUGCCGUCGACGAGUUCACGGUCCGCAUUCAUAACACAAAUACCGGCAAGAUCAUCCACGCCAAGUUCCCUGUCGCCGAUGGCGAGGCCGUGGCCCACGGGGACUUCUCCAUCGACGGCGUGUCUGGCACCGCGGCGCCGAUCCGCCUGGACUUCAUCAGACCGGCUGGGUCGCGCACGGGGAAGCUGCUGCCAACCGACAACGUGACAGACGUGUUCGAGGGGGUGAAGACGACCUGCAUCGACGUCGGCAACCCAUGCUGCUUCGUGCUUGCCUCGGACCUCGGUGUCGACGGGCAGCUGAGCCCCCAGGAGAUCGAGGACCAUCCCACCCUGACGCACACCCUGGACAAGAUCCGGCGGCAGGUCGGCGUCCGGAUGGGGCUUGCGGCUUCGCCGGAGGAGGUGCCUGGCAGUGUGCCUAAGAUUGCCUUCGUCUCUCCGAAUCCAGACUCGGGGGAGAGCAUAGUCGCCCGUGCGAUGUCUGUUGGCCAGCCUCACAAGGCGGUCCCCGUCACCGUUGCGCUGGCUAUCGCGGCGGCCUCGAAGCUACCUGGUAGCACGGUGUCCGAGUGUAUGAGCUCGGUGCCUGGGGAGGCAGGGCUGGUCAUUCAUCAUGCGAGUGGCACGUUGCAUGUUGACGCGAGGUAUGAUGGGGAGGGGGAGCUUGAGAAGGCAACUGUAUUCAGAACAGCGAGGAGGCUGAUGGAAGGUAGAAUAUUCUGGAAGUAG
Molecule: messenger RNA, 1215 nt
Organism: Diaporthe amygdali
Lineage: Eukaryota; Fungi; Ascomycota; Sordariomycetes; Diaporthales; Diaporthaceae
Exons: 1
Coding region: 1-1215 (404 amino acids)
Source: RefSeq, a predicted model, not a curated record